This is a messenger RNA of Armigeres subalbatus, 2916 nucleotides long. RefSeq names its product serine protease 53-like. The transcript has 11 exons. Gene Ontology annotation, biological process: proteolysis. NCBI's taxonomy places the organism in Eukaryota, Metazoa, Arthropoda, Insecta, Diptera, Culicidae. Gene Ontology annotation, molecular function: serine-type endopeptidase activity. The record is from RefSeq and is a predicted model, not a curated record. The coding region runs from base 107 to 2848 and encodes 913 amino acids.
CGUUUCACAUUGCAUUGAAUUUCAUUCUUUAGUGAGUUGUCAAUGAUGCGAGUUUAACUUAGAAUUACUCAGAUUUAGUUAGAGCUGAAAUAAAAUUUUAUAGAUAAUGACAGUGGUGAGGUGCAGUCAAAAAAAUGGAUUAUGGUGUCUGUUUUUAUUAGGUUUUGCGAUCCAUUAUGUUGAAACGUAUCGGCAUCCUGGCGAGUCGUUGUUCCUUCCAGAUGAAAGAACUUCUUUAGAUGAUUGCCAUCUGCGAUUCUACCAAUUUAACGGAUAUGGAGGAGGUGGUAUCGGUGGGUUUCCUGCGACGCAGUUCGAGUUCGCUCAUAUGGGUGCCAUCGGAUGGAUCCAACCAGGGAACGACAAAAUCCUCUGGCAAUGUGGAGGAUCUCUUAUUUGGGACAAUUUUGUUCUAACGGCGGCGCAUUGCGUGGUCGAUUCGAGAAACGCACCUCCGGAUGUGGUCCGCUUUGGGGACUUAGAUAUCUUCUCUACCAUAGGCGAUGAGUUCGCCCAGCAGCUUAAAAUAGUGGAAAUUAUUCGACAUCCUAGCCAUAGGUUUGCGAGUCAUUAUCAUGAUGUAGCACUGUUGCGAUUGGAAAAAGGUGUCCGUAUAAAUGAAGCAGUUAUUCCAGCGUGUUUGUGGUUAAACACCGAAGUACCGUUCAAACGAAUUCAUGCAACUGGUUGGGGUAAUGUUGGAUUUGUUGGAAAUCAGUCACCGGUUUUGUUGAAGAUGGAACUCGAUCCAAUAUCAUAUGAAGAGUGUAGUAAGGUUUAUAAUAACGUAAGCACUAGAAAGCUGAAACAUGGCUUAGUGGAUCAUCAUAUUUGCGCUUUCCAUGCUGAUGCUGAUACGUGUGAGGGUGAUUCCGGUGGUCCGCUCCAAGUCAAGUUGAUGCACAACAUGCGCCAAACACCGUUCAUUAUUGGCGUAACCUCGUUCGGAUUGAUCUGUGGCACAUCAACUCCUGGUGUCUACACUCGAGUGGCCAGCUAUCACCAAUGGAUCAUCGAUACAAUGCGUAAACGUGGGGCAGACGUUGAUGAAAAUACUUACAAUUCUACAACAUGUGUGCACAGGCACAUCAAAUAUCGCGAGUUCUAUGAUGGAGUUGUGGCUUACCGAGAGGGUAAUGGUUCAGUAGGAUUAAAUUAUUUUAAUUAUAUGUUCAGUACGAGAAACGGUGUACCUUCGGGUCUUGCGAAACUUGGAUGGUCCGAAGGGAAUGGUAUUAGUGAUUGUGCUGGAGUAAUCGUUGACGAGGACACAGUUCUGACGGUGGCAGAUUGUGCGGAAUCAAAUGGAAUCCUCGUUGAAAGGAUCGUCCAUCCAAAGAUCGUAAAUAUCUCGAAAGUUUAUAUCCAUCCACGCUACAAAAAGGGGACAAGCUAUAACAAUAUUGCAGUUUUGAAGUUGGAUUCACUAUUGGACAUCCGGGUUGCAAAUCCACGUUGUAUCUGGGUAGAUCGAGACCUGCCUUUUCGUGAUGCCCAAGUAACCGGAGUUGGACGGGCAGAUUUAAUUGAAGCACUGUAUGCUGGUUAUAAUUUUACAAUAGAUCCUGCAUAUGUAUAUCUCACACUGAGAAACAUCCUAAGAAAUAGUUCCAGUUGCAUGGUCGGGGAUCGUGCAAUGUCCAAAGUCCAGCAUGGAAUAGCACAAGAACAUGUUUGUGCUGGCUACGAUUUAUAUAUUGUACCAGAAAUGUGUAGUCUAGUUCGCGGAGCGGCCAUUGAACGAUACAUGGAAAGAGAAGAACGUUUAUACACGUUCACGUUAGCGUUAUCUCAGUUUGGGAAAGAUUGUGGCUUUGGAGAUCACAUGAUUGCAACCCGUCUUGCUAGUCAUGUUGAAUGGUUGAAUUCAAUCCUUCUGCCUAAAUAUCGAGAUUUCGGCAGUAAACUACAAUUUGUAGACCCUGACCUGGAAGAACAGGACCGUUGUGAGGUGGACUCUGAUAUGCCAGGGAGAUGUGUAAGGCUCUCAGAGUGCUUACACUAUUGGCAACACGAAGCUCACUCGGGCAAAGUGGUAUUCUGCUCCUCAAGUAAAGUGAUCUGUUGCCCCAAUGCGCUGCUUGAGAGAAAUGCCUCUAUAACGGAGAAAACCGAACUGGAAAGAUGUCCACAAAUCGUCCACAAUUUAAAACCUUUCGACAGGAAUGGAUCACUUGUUCAAAUCGGUUUUGACGCCAAAGAUUGGUACGACUUUCGGUGUAUAGGAUCUAUAAUCACAGCACAACUUAUUUUAACUACAGCCAGUUGCUUUCGAAAUGAGGUUCCACUUGUGGUACAACUCACACGCAACAAAACUAUCGUUCCUAUAGAAGCGAUAAUUGUACACAAAGGCUACAAUGCAACGGACCAAUCUAAUGACUUAGCUAUUAUUAAACUGUCAGAACCGUUAAUUUGGAGCUCACAUCUUUUCCCAAUAUGUCUUUGGACGAACCAAUCGCAUACGCCUGUGAUCAUGAGACUAAUCGAACUCACCAAGUUCCGUAAUGUGGAAAAACUCGACCAUGAAGAAUAUGACGCGAAGGUGGCAAAUGGUAACACGUUCAGCACUAGAUUUAUGAUGCCUCAAUACAAUACGGAUUGCCAACGGGUCCAUCCGUUCCGGUUACAGUCAUCGCAAUUGUGCGCCAGAGAUCCUCUAAAUGGCAACACUUGUGCCAGAUCAGGUGACGCGUUGCAAGCGGACGGCAUAGACGGGAUUUUCUAUUUGGUGGGAUUGGCACAGCCCAGCGUCGUUUGCGGUUCCCAGAAAUAUAUUACAUUAACUAGGAUCUCCCGACAGCUGAAUUGGAUUAAACAAUCUCUGGAUGCAGAUUAUUGGGAUUUCUAAGCAUUUGAUUAUGGAAAUUGAUUGAAAAUAAACAUAUUAUCAUAUAUAUAACCUAAAAUAUUUCGAUU